AUGGCUUCUUCUUCUUCUUCUUCCGUUGUCUUCUCGUCCGCGACGAGCCUCACGAGUGAUCCCGUUUCCUCAGUACGAUUGUCUUCUCCCUCGACCGCUUCCAUCACCACCAGCCUCCUCCAUGCCAUAACGACACUGAAACCUCUCCCGACCUCUAGUCACCUCCCUAUUCACCGCUCUUCCAGCUCAGAUUUGAGCAGCACCUCAUCUGGUAUUGACCUCAGCUCGACCCUUCUCUCUCCAUCUCCUGAUAUACCCACCCCGACCAGUCUCACAGCUUCCCUCGAAUCUGUAGCGUCCACUCUUCCUCGCUAUCUCAUCGCUGGAGGAGUCAUCUUGGCAGUUGUGAUUUUCAUCGGCAUCCUCAGUUUCUGGUGGAAGAGGAGAUUGAGACGGAUCCGUCAUUUCGAUGAAGAAGAUCAUUUCUGCUUCGAGAAGAGACGUCAAGAGAGAUUAAACAGCUCUACUCCUCCUUCCCAUUCACCCACUCCCAAGAGGCCUCAAAGGAUGGCCGGGACGUCAUCAUCAGAGGCUUUGACAGCCCAGCAACGUCCAAAGCACAGAUCUCGUGCUCCAUCAGUUCCUCCUCCUCCCAUGGCAAAAUCACCUUUUAGCGAUUCCCCGCCGUAUGUUGUCAUCUCUCAAGCUUCCGAUUCAACCCUUCAUCUCGACACCCAACCCUCACCUACUUCUCCAGCCUCUCCGACGUCACCACUAUUGUCAAACGAUCCCAGUGCACCUUUAUGUCCUCCUUCACGUCAGAUACGCCAAAGCACAGCUACGAGCCAGCUUGAUGUGGAGUCAACCCGCUUGAGCCAUGUCGAGAAAGACCAAGCGGAAUUACUAGAAUAUUUACAAAGAGACGAAAAACGUCAUUAG
Messenger RNA from Kockovaella imperatae, 879 nucleotides. RefSeq lists its product as hypothetical. The transcript has a single exon. The record is from RefSeq and is a predicted model, not a curated record. Lineage: Eukaryota; Fungi; Basidiomycota; Tremellomycetes; Tremellales; Cuniculitremaceae. Bases 1 to 879 code for a protein of 292 amino acids.